This is a messenger RNA of Parasteatoda tepidariorum (common house spider), 694 nucleotides long. RefSeq names its product aaRS-interacting multifunctional protein 3 (gene AIMP3). Gene Ontology annotation, biological process: positive regulation of DNA damage response, signal transduction by p53 class mediator. NCBI's taxonomy places the organism in Eukaryota, Metazoa, Arthropoda, Arachnida, Araneae, Theridiidae. The record is from RefSeq and is a predicted model, not a curated record. Gene Ontology annotation, cellular component: nucleus; cytoplasm; aminoacyl-tRNA synthetase multienzyme complex.
UGUCAUAUCGUAUUAUAUCAAGCAGCGGAAACAACUAGCAGGCAGUAGUUAAGCCGGCUUAAUUAAAAAAGUUUAUAGUCUUUUAAUUGAAUUCGAAUUUAAAAUGACACCAUCAAAGCUGUUAAAAGAUGCAGUUAACAUUUUAAAGUUAAAUUCUCAAAUUAUUGAAAGCAUAAGUAAUCAGGUAUUAUGCAUGAAAUAUUCCUACGUGGAAGUGAACUUCAAUACAAGCGCUGGAGAACAACUGCGAUGUUUUAUUCCAUCAGCAUUAUAUAUUGGACAACAAACUCAAAGAAAAAAUUUUAUUGGUUGUAGCAAAGAAGAAGAAGCUUCUGUGUAUCAAUGGUUAGAGUAUUGUUUACUCAAUUCUAGUCACAUGAGUAACCAAGAGAUUUUGUCUGAACUUAACCUAAAUCUGAAGGAUAGUGUAUAUCUGGCUCGAAACAAUUUUACUAUUGCGGAUCUGCUAAUAUAUCUGAGUCUUCAUGAAGUUUAUUCAAAACUGACGUUCCAAGAAAAAGAAGUAUAUUCAAACCUAUCCAGAUGGUUUCGACAGGUUCAAAAUGAAACGAGUUCUUCUGAUCUGUACCCCAAAAUAGUUUUUACUAAAACAAAGCUUUACACUUAAUUAUACUGUUCAUUUUUAUGUAUUUAUUUAAGCCUGACUGUGUUAUUAAAAAAAAUUUCAUUUAAA